Messenger RNA from Suillus fuscotomentosus, 483 nucleotides. RefSeq lists its product as uncharacterized. The transcript has 6 exons. Bases 1 to 483 code for a protein of 160 amino acids. NCBI's taxonomy places the organism in Eukaryota, Fungi, Basidiomycota, Agaricomycetes, Boletales, Suillaceae. The record is from RefSeq and is a predicted model, not a curated record.
AUGAUUCAAACUUUUGGGAUGACAGAUAAUUAUAAUAUGGAGUACACGGAGUGGCUACAUAUUGAUCUUGCCAAGGAUGCCUACUAUGAUGAAGUGGCUAGAGCGGAAGGAGAACAUGAGCAGUUCAUAAAAUGGUGUCUUGACGGAGAUCAUGCUCCUCAUCAUCUGCAUCCACCUGACUUAUGCUUUGAUCACACCCAGCAAUUGACAAAGCAUACAAGCGCUAAAACCGUCCCCAUUCAAAAAUUGAUCACUGACUAUGGUGCAACCUACUUCCAACAGGCCCUCACUCGUUACAUCGCACAACAACAGAAUCCAAAUGAGUCUGCGUUACUUGAGGAGACAAGCGUGUUCAACCCUAAAGGGAAGCAAGUGCAGCGAAGAUCUAGAGUAAAAUGGUGGGUGGUAGCUAGUAAGUUAAAGGGAAACGCGCCUAAGCACGGUCAUGCGGAGCCGAAGCACUACCGAGUAGAGGUGGAAUGA